Arabidopsis thaliana (thale cress) is the source of this 2993-nucleotide messenger RNA. RefSeq names its product Ypt/Rab-GAP domain of gyp1p superfamily protein. The transcript has 10 exons. The record is from RefSeq and is marked reviewed. Lineage: Eukaryota; Viridiplantae; Streptophyta; Magnoliopsida; Brassicales; Brassicaceae. The coding region runs from base 347 to 2428 and encodes 693 amino acids.
CAAAGUCAAACAAUAUUGUUGUCGAUUUCAUUUCAGCUUGUUCGUAACAAAUACAAGUUUCUUGAUAAAGUGUAACAAAUUGACUAAUUGAAAUGUCAACCUAAAUUAAAAAGAGAAACUUUUGCGAAACACAGAAAAAGAGAAAGAGAGAAAAGGCAGGCAGGGAUAAAUCAACGGACUUUCCCUGGGAAGAAAAAAUGUUCACCGGAGAAGAAUGUCCUCCAUGAUCUUCUUCUACAGGUUUCUGUACUGCUUUUGGGCUGCUUUGAGAACGGAUGAUUCCGUUUGUGAAGGAACAAGUGGGAAUUGGGGAGGGAGGGUUGGUGUUUGUGUGUUUUGAUUACUGAUGUUUUCUGCUGGAGAGGGAAAGAAAUGGACUCGUCGGAAAGCUGGUCUUGUAAGUCUACAAAAAGUGGCAUCUUUGGUUCGGGAUCUGAGAGAGCCUUGUCUUUCACAAUCUCGCAUACAAGUUGUUUUGACUAUUGGCAAAAUGCUUAAGCCUGAGAAGUGGCAGGCUUUAUUCGAUGGCGAUGGAAAGGUUUCCAGUUUCCACAAGGCGCUCAAAUUAAUUAUUUUGGGGGGAAUCGAUCCAUCCAUAAGAGCUGAAGUUUGGGAAUUUCUCCUUGGCUGUUAUGCAUUAAGCAGCACCUCUGAGUAUCGUACGCAACUCAGGGUAGCUCGAAGAGAACGAUACAAUGAGCUGCUCAAGCAAUGCCAGAUGAUGCAUUCGACUGUGGGAACUGGUUCACUUGCCUAUGUUGUCGGAUCUAAAGUUAUGGAUAUGCGAAAAUCAUACAAAAAUGAGGUAGUAAAGGAGGAUAUAGAUGAAAGCCGGGAAGCUUGUUUAGAUGGGCAUGAGAACACUGACAAUCACGGUGAUUGGAGUAAUAAUGAUACUGAAAAAUCUCCUGUGCGCAGAAGUGGAAGCUCCAGUGAGUCAGUUGACCUAGUCAGUCCUGAUAGCACAAUAUAUGAAACUUCUUCUUUUGUACCCCCGUCCAGUCCAUAUGGCUUUCCUUCCCCUGGUCCAUUUGCAGAUGAUAUCUUUGACUUUCCCUCUCUACCGGUCACAGAUUUGUUUGGGAGGAGUAGUUUAGGCAAGAAAGGACUUUCUACUCCAGAUGAAGAAACUUCAACGCAAAGUGAUUUAAGAUCGGAGGAUGAGAGAAUGCACAGUUUUCGAAUUGACAAGAAUGCAGAUUUAGUUAUAGAACCGCAUGGGUCUUCUUAUAAUGAUGUAACUGCUUCUAUUAACUCAGAAAUUGAAGUUGUACAUCUUCAAUCUGUUGAAAAGUUGUCUCAUUCUGUCUGCACGUCAGAGAUUGUUGAUGGUUUGAGAAUAUCAGAUGUCCCUGAAACGCCGUCGGCAAGGGAGACUCAUACUCGUGGUGGGACUGUAAAGGAAGAUCGAGUCUCUGAAUGGCUUUGGACAUUGCACCGGAUAGUUGUUGACGUGGUAAGGACAGAUAGCCACCUUGAGUUCUAUGAGGAUCCAGGAAAUCUAGGUAGAAUGUCAGAUAUCCUUGCGGUCUAUGCUUGGGUUGAUCCUGCAACUGGUUAUUGCCAAGGAAUGAGCGAUUUAGUGUCUCCAUUUGUAUUUCUUUUUGAAGAUAAUGCUGACGCCUUUUGGUGCUUUGAAAUGCUCAUAAGAAGAACGCGUGCUAAUUUCCAGAUGGAGGGACCAACUGGAGUAAUGGAUCAAUUGCAAUCACUAUGGCGUAUAUUGCAACUCACAGAUAAAGAAAUGUUUUCACACCUAUCACGUAUUGGUGCUGAAAGCCUUCACUUUGCGUUCCGGAUGCUGUUAGUGUUGUUUCGACGAGAGUUGUCUUUUAACAAGGCUCUGAGGAUGUGGGAGAUGAUGUGGGCUGCUGAUUUUGAUGAGUCUUUUGCUGAAACUUUAGAGAAGGAUUGCUUGAAGCCGUUGGUUGUUCAGCUUCCAAAACGAUCUGGAGUUGAUAUGGGGGACCAUAAAAUAGAUGAUGGAAAUGGCACAACUACAAAUAGUGAAUCAACUUCAAAGAGCGACCGGACUUCAAAGAGCAGUCUGUUGUCCAAGAGCGGUCUACUGCCAGAAAGUGGUCCAUUGCCAAAAACUGGUCCGCUGUCUGAUGAUUUUGGGAUGAAGCCAGCAGGUUCAUACAGUUUAUGUGGCUUGACAAGAAAUUUAUGGUCUAGGAAUGAAAGAACCCAUGCCUCUUGUGUAGUUUCAUCCUGUGGGAAAGGAGAUGACCCUCUUCCAGUCUUUUGUGUGGCGGCUAUUCUAAUCAUGAAUCGGCAUAAAAUCAUGAAAGAAACUCGCUCGAUCGAUGACAUGAUAAAGAUUUGUAAUGACAAGCUGCUUGCAAUUAGAGUGAGAAGAUGCAUACGCACAGCCAUAAAACUUCGUAAGAAAUACUUGUACAAGGUUAGAUGCUCAACAAGUUGAUUCUUCUUUUCUUCUUCUUCGAAAUUCCUUCAUAUGAAUUGAAACGUUAUAUCUCAGUGCAUUCAUUUACUAGCGUAUCCUUUCAUACUUAGGGAUAAAGUAUACAUAGUUUUGUUGCAUCUGGCAAUAUUCCAUCCUCAUAUCGAACUGCAUACCUUUUAUUAGAAUCAGGUAAUCAAGAUUGAGAGCCACAUUCAGUCUCAGAAUCAUAAACACCAUGAGAUACAGAAUCAAACCGCGAUGGAGAACCAAAUCCCAGAAGAGAUUACAAGUCAUGAUGAGAACUGUAGCCAAAGACCAAGUUUAUGCAAUGGUCCUGUCAUGCCCCUUAGAGAAUGAUGACUGAUGAGUACGAUAGAUUCCACCUAUAAUUUAUAAUAUUAUUUCUAGAUUUCCAUAGUCUGCUAAGAUAUACAAAAGAAGAACAAUUGUAGAAUAGGUAGGUCGUCUUUAGAUUUUGAAGAAGGUUUUGCUAUAACAUUUAUGAGGUUAUCUAUGUAUACUCCGUUAAUUUAUGUGAUCGAUAUCUUUGAUUCCAUCGGUACACAUGUUGAGGCUUGAGAGC